AGAUUUACUUCUUUUUUUGUUUUCUAAUAUUACUGCAUGUGGCAGCUACUUUCUCUUGGAGCUACCGUUUGUCAAGAAUACUAUUUCGAUUCUUUCUGCCAACAAGACACAGCAAGGCUUGUUAUUUAUUCUUACCUAACUUGAUAAUGUCAAUUUAGGCAUAAGGCUUAAAAUUGCCUAUGUGGUUUAGGCAAUUUUGCUAGAAAAACUCUUGUGGUGUUCUGUCAAAUCUUCAAUUUUCGUCAAUUUUGUGUAAGAUGAAGUUGACGUAUGCAUUGCGUCACGUGCAAAAGUAUUAUUUUGUACCUAUUUCAUUAUUGGGUCUCCAUAAUUGUGAGAAAUAGGUGCCAAAUGAUCAUACCCUUCAUUUGGGUAAUUUAAAAAAAAUAAAAACUACACGACUGAUUUUUACCAACCAUGUGUGGUAUUAAGCCUUUUCAUAAUGCAGUUGGUCCUUAGUCUGACAGUUCCAUUAUCCUAGCCUAUAAAAGUAGCCACUCUGGCUUUCGUUUUCUGCCUCCUUCUUUUCCGUUCCUUAAUCUUGACUUAAAAUAAUUUUUCCAAAUUCGUUCUUCUGUUUUCUGUGUUCAAAAUGGCUUGUGGCAUGAAACUAUUGUUGGUAGCAACUGCUCUAUCUUUGGCGUUGAGCACUCAACAUUUUGUCCAGGGAAAGCCACAGGCGCGAGAGCCACAGGUGCCCUGCUUUUUCAUAUUUGGAGACUCUGUGUCUGAUAAUGGCAACAACAACUUGCUUCCCACAUUUGCCAAAGUCAACUACAGUCCCUAUGGCGUUGACUUUCCUCAGGGCCCAACAGGAAGGUUCUGCAAUGGCCGAAACAUAGUUGAUGUGCUUGCUGAGCUUCUGGGAUUUGAAAACUACAUUCCACCAUUUGCUUAUGCCAAUGGCUCUGAAAUAGUUAAAGGUGUGAAUUAUGCAUCUGGUGCAGCAGGAAUUCGAAAAGAAAGUGGGAGGCAGUUGGGUGCACGUAUCAGCAUGGGAGAACAGCUGAAGAAUCACAGAACCAGUGUCUUGCGAAUUAUCGACAUACUUGGGGAGAGAAGCUUAGCCAAAAAGCACUUAAGCAAGUGCUUAUAUUCAGUUGGGAUGGGCAGCAAUGACUACAUUAACAAUUACUUCCUGCCUCAGUAUUACCAGACCAGUAAAAAAUAUACCCUUGAGGAAUAUGCAGAAGUUCUUAUCAAACAAUACACCCAGCAAAUACUGAGGUUGCGCAACUAUGGAGCAAGGAAGGUUUCUUUGGUUGGCCUGGGGCUAAUUGGCUGCACCCCAGAUGCAAUUAAGACCUAUGGCACCAAUGGAUCUUCUUGUGUGGAAAAAUUGAACAAUGCAUCCCAACAAUUUAAUCAAAAGCUGGUGGCUCUUGUUGAUGAGCUCAACACCAAUUUUACUGAUUCAAAAUUCAUCUAUGUCAACAGCUAUGAAAUGGGCUCAGGGGACCCUACAUUAGUUGGGUUCAAGGUUUUGGAUGCUGGGUGCUGUGAAGUGGAUCAAUAUGGUCAAUGUGCUCCUAACAAAACUCCAUGCCAGAAUAGGACUGAUUAUGUUUUCUGGGACGGAUUUCAUCCUAGUGAGGCCUCCAAUUUAAUCAGUGCCAGCAGAACCUACUCAGCUUAUAACUCUUCAGACACUUAUCCAAUGGAUAUCAGUCACUUAGUUCAGCUACAACUUGAGCCUCAAGUCACAGCGAUCUAGUUACCUAGAAGCCUAGAAUCCUUGCAAAUAAAAUUCAUGUGAAAUCUUUUCUUCAUUUAAGCAACAAAUAUGUUUGUUGCUAGAUAAGAAUGUAAUUGUCACAUAUCGUAUGCAUUUUUUCUGUUGAUAAGUUGAGUUUUACCAACUAACUUUUAA
Prunus dulcis (almond) is the source of this 1870-nucleotide messenger RNA. RefSeq names its product GDSL esterase/lipase At1g29660-like. The record is from RefSeq and is a predicted model, not a curated record. Lineage: Eukaryota; Viridiplantae; Streptophyta; Magnoliopsida; Rosales; Rosaceae. Bases 593 to 1714 code for a protein of 373 amino acids. The transcript has 5 exons. Gene Ontology annotation, molecular function: hydrolase activity, acting on ester bonds.